Messenger RNA from Lachancea mirantina, 3594 nucleotides. The record is from the annotation of a GenBank genome assembly. Lineage: Eukaryota; Fungi; Ascomycota; Saccharomycetes; Saccharomycetales; Saccharomycetaceae.
AUGUCUGAGCCCGUAACCGAGAAUAUCACGACGUCUACCGAUGCGGAAUUGUCCAUUGAGACUCCACCAAGCUCUGUGGGCGAGGAGAACCUCGGCAAAGAAGCAGAAAAUACCGAGCCAGAGGCUGCGGAAAAGCCCCUUCCAACGAAAGCGGACUUCCCAGCCCUGGGAUCCGGCGCCUUUUAUGCUGCAUCGCCUAAAGUGUCUUGGGGACCCAACAUGAAAACGCCAGUAACGCCUGCGUCAUCAUCGAGGUCUCCUACGCCAUCUUCAGCGUUGUCGGCCAAACCUGCUCGGUCUAAAACGAUUCAAGAGGCAUUCACCCUGGAUUUGCAAUCGCAGCUCUCGAUAUCCAAGGUAGAAUUCUCUCGUAUUGUUCAACACGUCAAGCAGGCGCAUGACGUUUCUGUCGAGUCGACCUUGUCGAAAAACAGUCGAACUUUCCUGAUUUUUGGUAUUCCCGACAAGGUUAAGGCCGCUAGAAGAGAGAUUGUGAAAAAAUUGACCAAACCUGUUUCCACGACAAUUCAGGUUCCAUCGAAGACGCGGGCUGCCAUCAUUGGUGCUGGCGGUAGAAAGAUUCGCGAAAUAUCGGAACCAUUGGACGUGAAGAUCGAGAUUGGGAAGACAGUCCUAGAAGAUUCUUUCGACCCAGAUCUAGACGAUUAUUUGGUCAAUGUUACCAUCAACGGUGAUCUGGAGUCCGUGAAGAUCGCACAGGCAAAGAUUUUGGCGAUUGUCAAGGAAGAGACGAAAUCCAUCACAGCCCUGCUGGAUGUAGAGACCAAUUUGCGAGCAUUUGUUCACCUUGACGGCUCGAAAAAUGAUGUGGCUGUCAAUUACAAUGAGAAAGAAGGUAAAAUCACAAUUUCUGGUGAGCGUGAUUUGGCCAAAGCCACCAAGCUUGACAUUCAAAAAUACCUCCAACAGUUGAACUCUGCGAUUCAAAAGAAGACUGUUCAGAUCCCAAACAAAUUCCAGAUUUUGAUCGACACGACAGAAAUUAAAAAUAAAUUUGGAGUUGUUGUCAAACUACCGACCGAUGGGAGCGAAAAUGUUCUCUUUAUGGGUACUGAGGAGGGAAUUGAUGGGGCACUUCUUUUCGCUCGUUCAUCCUCCAAGAAAUACGUUGUAGAAAGUUUGGAAAUUUCAAAAGCUCACGGCAAAAACAUUUCUCACGCUAAAAACGUUGCAUUGUACUUUGACAAAUACAAUGUCUUGAACAGUCUACAAGAAAAAUUCCCAUUUGUUAAAAUCACGCUUCCAUCACCGGACGAGCUCAUCAGAAAUGACUCCGUGUCAGUCAUGGUUACCUCAACUACUGAGCACAGUAGCGAUUUGAAGGCAGUUCGCAAAGAAAUCAUUAAUUUGGUUAACGACCUUACUGUAUCUCAAAUAAUGGAAAUCUCUGACUUGGAUAAUGAACUCUUCCAUGAUGACAUCAAGCGUAUCCUUCAGAAAAAUGAGGACAAAGCUCGCUUCGUGCAACUGGGAGAGCUAUACCCAGAUUCAGAUAUCAUCAUUCUGAUUGCUCAAAUAUCCGAUGACGAGUUUAGACCUUCUGAAGAUGAACUGGAAGCUCUUUUGAAGGAGGCAAACGGUUCUUUGGAUUCGAUUCGAGAAGAACAAAAGAAGCUGACUUUGGUCGUAGAAGACUUAGAUGAAGAGAUUCAAGAUUCGCUUCUUUCGAUCUCGGCUGUCACUCGCAAAUUGCUUGAACAAGACAUAUCAUCAGAGGAUGGUCACGUUCAAAUUAAACUGCAUAAGCCAACUAAAGGUCAAAUCACUUUCAGAGGCGACGAAAAUUCUGUCAAGCUUGUGUCUAAGGCUUUGAAAAGCAUACGAGACACGUUUUCCGAAAAAUCGAAGCUCUCUUUUACCAUCCCAACAAACUCUGUAUCGAGAAUUAUUGGAACUAAAGGUGCCAGUCUCGCCGCUGUUCGUGAGGGCUUUGGAUGUCAAAUAGACGUUUCUCAAGAAAGUGAAAACAAUUCGAAUGAAGUCACAGUGAUUGGAUUACUUUUCAAUGCUGAACAUGCGAAGGCGCACGUUAUGGCAGAGGCAAAGAAAUGGGCCGAUGUUACAAGCAAGGAGCUUCUUGUCCCAGCUAAAUACCAGGGAAGAAUGAUUGGGGCUGGAGGUGCUAACUGCAACCGUCUUCAGGAAAAGUAUAGCGUGCACAUUAAAUUCCCUGAUAGUCGCGAAAGUGAGACUGUUAUUGUGAGAGGACCUUCCCGAGGGGUCAAUAAGGCCUACGAGGAACUCAAGGCUUUACUCGACUUUGAAAUUGAGAAUGGUCACCAGACUGUCAUCACCGUUCCAGCUGAAGCUGUUUCCAGAAUUAUUGGUAAGAAUGGUGAGACUAUUAACGACAUUCGGGCAAGUUUCGGCGUUGAGCUUGAAUUUCCAGAAAAGGUUCCUCAAUCUGCCGCUAAAAAUGUAAAGGUCCAAUUAGAGAUCACUGGGUCAAGACCGGCGAUCAAGGAAGCCACGCAAAAAAUUGAAAAGAUUGUCAAGGAGGUAUCUGAUAAUGUCACCGAAUCUGUGGCGGUUGAUCCCAGCUACAUUAAAGAUAUUGUCGGUGCUGGUGGUCGUGUUUUGAAAGAAAUUGUCAGCAAAGCGGGCGGCGACGAAUUUAGGAACACUUCUGUCGAGGUUCCAGAAGCAGGUUCUGGGAAAAAUGCAAUUGUUGUUCAGGGUCCCAAAACGUUUGUUAUUAGCGUUGUGAAGGACAUCAAGGCAAUCAUCGACGAAAAAGAGAAGUCAGUUACAAAAGAAUUAGAUGUGGUUCCAGAAAGAAAGGGUGCUUUAAUCGGGCCUGGUGGUUACGUUCGCCGUCAACUCGAAAAAGAAUUUAAUGUAAGGCUGUUUGUGCCAAAUGGCGAUGACAACAUAUCCAAGGUAACUGUUACUGGUCUACCUGCCAACGUCGAGGCUUGCGAAAAGAAAAUCUUUUCUGAAAUUAUCAGAGAUAACUUUGAUUUGGAAGUCAAGAUUCCUGCUAAGUACCAGGAGUUUGUUUCUGACAGAGGUACUUUCAUCCAGAAGUUGAGAAGCGAUUUUUUCGUCAACGUUAAGUUUGGGAACAUGAACCGCUUUGCAAACAAAGUGGGUCGUCCCGCUUUCUCAAUUCCAAUCGAUUCUGUUAAAGGCUCUGCGGAAGAAAAAGUCAAGUUUACUAAAGGUAGCAUUCCACAGGUUAGUAAGGAAAACGUCUCCGACCUAUUUAUUCCAUGGAGACUAUCGUAUGAGCCUGUUGAUCUUUCUGAUAUUUUGAAUGAAGAGGGUGAACAAAAGACUGAAACUAAGAGUAAAGAAAGCGUCUUGCGGGAAGUAACCGAGCUUAUUAAUCAAAGAUUGCAAGAAGCACCAAAUGCCACUUCGCUGGGAUACGUGUGGACCAGCAAGCCUCAAAAUUUCAGAAGAUUGGUUGGACCACAAGGUUCAAACAUCAAGCGCAUCAGAGAUGCCACUGGUGCGAUUAUUGAGGUUCCAAAGAAAGCCGAAAAGAUAAAUGACGUCGUGUACAUAAAGGGCUCUGAAGAUAAUGUGGUCAAAGCGGCAGAAAUGAUCAUGAAAAAGCUGGACUACUAA